AUGAUUUGCCUGGAAUUCAAAAGGAUUGUGGGAAAAGACCUGCAGCAGGAGUUUUAUUCUGCCCUUGAUGAUCACCGUACCCGUCUUAUGGAAAUCUUUAAAGCGAAGAGGGGCAACGUGGGCGAACAUUUGGCACAGCUUUUGCAGCAAAUGCAGUCACUGGAUCCCACAGAAAAAAGGACUGUCGCGCUAAGAGGGCUUCCACACCUACUCGGAGACAAUCCCACUGAGUUCUUCAAAUCAAGCUCUGAUGGUGAUGAGUCCUUUGGCCAAAUGGAUGUUGGAAUCUUGCUGGUGAAUCCUGAAGGCCCGUGUCAGUGUCAGACCAGCCGCUAA
This is a messenger RNA of Knipowitschia caucasica, 336 nucleotides long. NCBI's taxonomy places the organism in Eukaryota, Metazoa, Chordata, Actinopteri, Gobiiformes, Gobiidae. The record is from the annotation of a GenBank genome assembly.